This is a messenger RNA of Pseudozyma flocculosa PF-1, 651 nucleotides long. RefSeq lists its product as uncharacterized. Lineage: Eukaryota; Fungi; Basidiomycota; Ustilaginomycetes; Ustilaginales; Ustilaginaceae. Gene Ontology annotation, cellular component: mitochondrion. Bases 1 to 651 code for a protein of 216 amino acids. The transcript is spliced from 3 exons. Gene Ontology annotation, biological process: iron-sulfur cluster assembly. The record is from RefSeq and is a predicted model, not a curated record. Gene Ontology annotation, molecular function: 4 iron, 4 sulfur cluster binding; iron ion binding; 2 iron, 2 sulfur cluster binding.
AUGGCAUCACCAGCAUCAUCCCGCCUCCGCCUCCCGGCAUUACAGCGCGCCGCAGCCCAACUGGCACGGCGCGGCGCAAGUGCCAGCCGUUUGCGCCACCUUGCCGCCUCGUCCGCAUCAUCCAGACUAGCGACAAUGGCGCACCCAUUCCUUCCCGCAACCGCUCACUAUCUCUCAACAAUAUCCUCGGCACGGCCAUCGCCGCUCUCGGCCCUUGGCGUCGCAACGAUGGGCCAACGGAGAAGCGCAACCACAUUGACACGGAAGCCCGAGGAGCCAGAGGAGCCAGAAGUUUAUCGCGACGGCGAACCUACAAUCAUCGCCACAGAACGCGCCAUCAACCAACUCAGAAAGGUCUCGGAGAGGGAGAAUAACCCCAGCCUCGCGCUCCGGGUAGCCGUCGAGCCAGGAGGAUGCCACGGCUACCAGUACAAGAUGGAGAUCACUGAAGAGGUCGAAGAGGACGACUUCCAGUUUGAAGUGCACCCGGGCAUCAACAUCCUGGUGGAUAGCGUCUCACUCGCCCUGGUCCGCGGCAGCACAAUCGACUACGUGACGGAGCUGAUUGGGUCGCAAUUCGCCAUCAAGAACAACCCGCAGGCCAAAGGCGCCGGCUGCGGUUGCGGUGUCAGUUGGGAGCCCAACCUCUGA